UAAAUCAAAGAAUGAUGGCUUAGGAAGCAGAACAAUGACCAAAAAAAUAAUAUAUUUGUUGCCCGACCUCUUAAAAAGUUGUGUAUUACAAAAACGCAGACUGGCAAAUACAAGUCCAAAAAGAAUAGGUAGGUUUAUCAUAACAUUAUGGCGCCCUAAUCACUACCAAUUGCCUUUGAAAAUGGAAUUAAUGGUAUCUACAUGUUUGGCUUGGUUGAGCCGACAAGAGGCAUAACAUAAGAGCCCAAAGAAAAUAAAUAAAAAGUAGACGAGAGUAAAGAUGUAGCAGAAGAAGAAUAAGGAUAUGGAGAAGCUGCCAAGCACGGUGUUUAAUGAAGAGAUACUUGGCAGGUUGGAUUUGCAGACAUUAUCCACCCUUGCUUGUCUCAAUAGAUCCUUUCGCUUAUUAGUUUACUCUCAAGCUCUUCCUUCUUUGACUGCUUUCCAUUUCACUACCAUGUCUCCAGAUGGGGAAACUCUGAAAAGGCUAAACUCUCUUACUCUUAACUGCCUCCGUCUCCAAGACCACCCACUCUCUGCUUUUCUUUCUCCAACUUUCCAAGAAUUGAAUUUGUGGUGCUGCUCCUCAUUGUCUUACCGGUUUCUUGCUUACAUUGCCCGGCACUGUUCUAAUCUUAGCAUCUUAUUUAUUACCCCUCCUAACUUCAUGGAGCUUCAAUCUAUUUAUUUUUUUGUUUACUUGAAGCAUUAUGCUGCAAUGAACAAAUUUAUUAACUCUGUUGUCAGGGUGCUUAUGCUAGAAUUGGCAGACAAGAACUUACCUGAUAUAUUCAGAGGGAACCUUGCCUUGAUGCUUAAGCAGUGCUUGUACUUGGAAUCUCUGUCAUUGAAAAUUCGAGGGCCUGCAGUUGAUGCAAGUUCUUUUGGGUCCAUAGAACUUUUGCUUCCCGGUACUGUCAAAACUCUAAAGUUGCAGCCAGUGCCUGAGGAAGAUGCAAUCCGAAUCAUAAGGACAGUUGGUAGAAACCUUAUGGAAACAGAAAUUCUAAGCAUCCCUGCCUUUCCUUUUUGCAAACUGCGGGGCUUGUCAUUCGUUUUAGAUGUAACAACUGAUCAAUUACUUAUAACUAUCACCAAGUCUGUUCCAUUUCUGGUAGAGUUGGAUCUUGAAGACAGACCAAAGAAGGAACCAGUGCCAAACCAUCACUUGACCAACAAUGGGCUUCAACACCUAGGUUUUUGUCAAUAUUUGACUGCCUUGUCUCUUGUACAAAGUAGACUUAAGCACCAAGGAGCGUUCAAAAGAGUAAAUGAUAUGGGCAUGUUUCUUCUAUCUGAGGGUUGCAAAUGCCUGGAAGCAGUAACACUGUGUGGAUUCUCUAAUGUUAGUGAUGCUGGCUUUGCAGCAAUUUUACAUGUCUGCCAAAAAUUAAAUAAAUUUGAAGUCCGAAAUGCCUUGUUUCUGUCUGAUGUAGCCUUUCAUGAUCUCAUGGACAUUCCAUGAGCCCUUGUUGAGGUAAGACUGUUGUCAUGCCCACGAAUAACUAGUGAAACUGUUAAGAAAGUAGCCUCUUCUAAGAGCAUGGAGGUUCUUGACCUGGGUGGUUGCAAGAGCAUAGCUGAUUCAUGCCUCUGCUCUAUUUCAUGUCUCGGUAAAUUAACAGAACUGAAUCUCACAGGAGCUGAUAUUACUGAUUCUGGUUUAUCUGUUCUUAGUCAAGGGAGUAUACCCAUAAGAAAUUUGUGCCUUAGAGGAUGUAAAAGGGUAACUGACAAAGGAAUUUCUAGUUUGCUGUGUGGAGGGGCAAUUGGCCAGACUUUGACAGCCCUGGAUUUAGGUUACAUGGCAGGUGUAACAGAUAAAACUAUUUUGACAGUAGCUGCUGCUUGUGUAGGAAUAAUUGAUUUGUGUAUUAGAUCUUGCUUCUAUGUGACUGAUUCUUCAAUGGAAGUAUUGGCUAGAAAGAGAACAUUUCAAGAUGGGAGUGAACGACUAAGGAGGCUUGAUGUGUGCAAUUGCAUUUGUUUGUCUGCUGAUUCAUUGAGAUGGUUUAAGAGGCUUUCACUUCGAGGAUUACAGUGGCUUGGUAUUGGGAAAACUCGUCUGGCUAGCCAGGAAAAUGUUAGCAAAAUAUACGAGGAGAGACCGUGGCUGACUUUGCGCUUGGAUGGCUGUGAAAUGGGAUGUCAAGAUGGAUGGCAUUUCCAUAGUCCUUUAAAAUCAUUCAUCUUGAUUCUCGACAAGCUUGCUUCCUUCACAUUUGUGUUAAACAGGUUCAGAAGUCUCCCUUAGAAGCCUCCAAAGAGCUGGAGACUUGUUUCGAGUUCAAAAGUUCGAGACACAUUUCAGUGACUAACCAACAAUGCGAAUGUAUCCAUUAGGUCAUUUCCGAUUGUCACUUGUUGCUUUAAAAUAAAUAAUGUUCGCCGAAACACUGUGUCACUUGUUGCUUUAAAAUCAUUAAUGUUCGCAUAAACACUCAUAUCGAGUGUGAAAAUGCACAGCAUUGUUCAUAUACUUGCGGUGACUGAACAGUCUGAACCAAGGCUAGACCGCAGGAUCAUUUGGUGACAAUCACCCUAAUAACAGACCAAAGUUGAUUAGCAAGUA
Molecule: messenger RNA, 2572 nt
Organism: Mangifera indica (mango)
Lineage: Eukaryota; Viridiplantae; Streptophyta; Magnoliopsida; Sapindales; Anacardiaceae
Product: F-box protein At-B
Exons: 4
Biological process (GO): SCF-dependent proteasomal ubiquitin-dependent protein catabolic process
Cellular component (GO): SCF ubiquitin ligase complex
Molecular function (GO): protein binding
Source: RefSeq, a predicted model, not a curated record